CAUACAUGUAAAUGAAGCUACACGAAUAGCCCGGAACAGUCACCGGAAACAUACAAGAGCGACGUCAUCACAAAUUUCAGGCAUUUCUGACCCCUUUCUAUUUUAAUGCAUUGUUUGUUCUCAUGAUAAACACUCCGCUCCAUCACAGUCAUCAGGCCCAACAAUGUACUUUAAAGAGGACCUCUUCCCUCUCCUGACAUGUUUUAUUAACUACUUGAAUUCUCCAUGCAAUAAUAAUUCUGGGGCAUCUACUCUUAUGGCGGCCAGAGAUUUGGGAUUGCCGACAAAAUAUGUACCAAGACCGUGUGCGAAAGGAUCGUUCAUGGGAAGAGAUCGCGCAGGAGCUCUUGCCUGAUGAAUGGGCAAGAUACAGAUCUGAGAAACGUAUGGGACUGGUAAAAAGACUAAAAACAAAAUGGAAUUCAUGCCGUGAUCAAUUUCGCCGUGAGUUCAAUGCCAACAAGGUCACAGUGGCGAUGGGAAACCGAAAAAAAAAACCUUAUCUCUACACCAAGGAUUUACAGUUUCUUUUACCUAUAAUGGACCUGCGACCUACUGUGGACAAUCUGGAGGCUGAAGGUGACUCUUCAACUGACAUAGAAAAUCCAACACCACCACCAUCAUGUUCCACAGCCGCUGUAGAAAUGGAGGAUGUUCCAAGACCAGAUGAGGAAAGUCACCAGGAAACUUCGCCUCAACAGCCUACUCAGCGUCCAAGCAAAAGAAGGAGGGGAGGCAGUAAUCCACAAGCUCCCUCUGAGAUGGCCAGAAGAGACUAUAUUGACUCUCAAGUUUUUGAGUACUUGAACAAAAACAAAUCUGAGACACCAGAGGAAAAAAAGUUUUCUGCAACACCAUCCGUGACAUCCACGUUCUACCAAAUCUGGAAUCCAUUUUUAUUUCAUCAUACCUUCACCUACUAAUCCAUUUAGUUGCUCGGCUGCGGACGACUACACCUUGGGUUCCAGGAUAUCCAAGUAGGAGCACCGUGGCAUGUGCUACACCACCAAGGGACAUUAGGCCACCCUUACACCAAAUGUUCUGGACUGACAUUCUGCUGUUUGGCCACAAGAUGCC
Molecule: messenger RNA, 1077 nt
Organism: Bufo gargarizans (Asiatic toad)
Lineage: Eukaryota; Metazoa; Chordata; Amphibia; Anura; Bufonidae
Exons: 5
Coding region: 291-923 (210 amino acids)
Biological process (GO): regulation of transcription by RNA polymerase II
Cellular component (GO): nucleus; transcription regulator complex
Source: RefSeq, a predicted model, not a curated record